Molecule: messenger RNA, 480 nt
Organism: Erigeron canadensis
Lineage: Eukaryota; Viridiplantae; Streptophyta; Magnoliopsida; Asterales; Asteraceae
Exons: 1
Coding region: 1-480 (159 amino acids)
Source: RefSeq, a predicted model, not a curated record
AUGGCUUCCGGUCUUUUGGAUAAUUUGAGCGACUCUCCCGACGAAUCAAACGAUAGCUCUAUGGAAUUCUUUCUUAACGCGUUACACUUUCUUGAAGAUACGGCAAGUUCUAGUGCUCCUCAAACUCGACGGUAUAUGGACCGGCGUCGGGAAAUUGGUCUUGCCACUCUUUUGAACGAUUGGUUCGUUCAACAACCAAAAUACGAAGACGAUUACUUUCGAAAGAAGUUUCUAAUGGACAAGACCAUGUUUUUAGAUAUCGUGCGCGACAUUGAAGCAAACUUCCCGUAUUUCCAAGAACGUUACGAUGCAAGAAAAAGAAAAAGUUUUACGGCGAUACAGAAAUGCACAUCCGUCGUUAGGCAACUCGCGACGGGUAACGCACCAGACGAGUAUGACGAGUACUUGUGCAUGGCAGCCAGAACCGCACGUGAGACCCUUGAUUAUUUUUGUGACGCCAUCAUUCGGUUGUAUAGCUGA